CCCGGAGGCGGCCGCAGGAGUCCUGAGACCUCGCGACAUCUGCCGGUGUCCGGCCUCCCCGCCCGUUGGCCCAGGAGGCACACGGUUAAUACCACCGAGUUCCGGCGCUCGCGCCUCAGAGUUGUCCUGGUCCCCCGAGCUCCGACCGACGCGGGCGGCCUGGGGCGCGCGGCUCCUCCGGGGUCCUAGAGCGGCCCUGUGCGGGCGCGCUUCCGCUUCCCGUCCCGCCCCCGGCGGCGCCCCGGGACGGCUGAGCCGACCCCCUCCCGUCUUGGCGCGGAGCCCGCACCCGGAGCUGAAGGUGGCUCCCAGCCCGCCCGCCGCCGCCGCGGACCUCUGGAAGGAGCCGGGCGGAGCGGAGGGUGGCGGCCAAGGCCUGCGCGCGGUAGAGCCCUGGGGCGCGGAUCUCCGGGGCGCGGCGGAAAGGGAGCAACGGAGGGGUGUUGGCACAGUUCUAGGGAGUGAGAAUAUGGAGGUUUCUCAGGCGGAUGAGUUUGAACAUACCCCACAGGAGGACUUAGAGUUCAAGGAAGAGGAAGAUUUGACCCCAGGUCAUGAAGUAGGAAAUGCCUCUCUCAAAGCUGAAGGCAUCCAGACCUGGGAUGACUUAUGGGUCCGCAGAGAGGGGCUGGGAAAGCCUCAGCCUCAAGACUCAGGCCCCCGAAUCCUGGGAGAGCCCCGCUGGGGACAGGUUAGUAAUGAUCGAGCUGCAGUGUGUGGAGAGUGUGGAAAGAGCUUCCGGCAGAUGUCAGAUCUGGUGAAACACCAGCGGACUCACACGGGGGAGAAGCCCUACAGGUGCGGGGUCUGUGGCAAGGGCUUUGGGGAUAGCUCAGCCCGCAUCAAACAUGAGCGAACUCACACUGGUGAGAAGUCCUACAGAGCCCGGCCACCAGCCCAAGGCCCUCCCAAAAUUCCUCGGCCUCGGAUUCCUGCUGGUGAGCGUCCCACUAUCUGUGGUGAAUGCGGCAAGAGCUUCCGACAGAGUUCUGACCUGGUAAAACACCAGCGGACACAUACAGGUGAGAAGCCCUACAAGUGUGGCAUCUGUGGCAAGGGCUUUGGCGACAGUUCUGCCCGUAUAAAGCACCAGCGAACACACCGAGGGGAGCAGCCUCCCCGGCCAGUGGUACCCCGUCGGCAGCCAUCUCAGGCAGCCACAGCAGCGACACAGGGGCCGAAGGCCCAGGACAAGCCAUAUAUCUGCACUGAUUGUGGCAAAAGGUUUGUGCUCAGCUGCAGCCUCCUGAGCCACCAGCGUAGUCACCUGGGACCUAAACCUUUUGGUUGUGAUGUGUGUGGAAAGGAAUUUGCCCGAGGCUCUGACCUGGUAAAGCACCUGCGGGUGCACACAGGUGAAAAGCCCUACCUGUGCCCUGAGUGUGGCAAGGGCUUUGCUGAUAGUUCUGCCAGGGUCAAGCAUCUCCGCACCCACAGUGGCGAGAGACCUCAUGCCUGCCCAGAAUGCGACCGAAGCUUUAGCCUCAGCUCUACCCUUCUUCGUCACCGCCUUACCCACAUGGAGCCCCAAGACUUCAGCUUCCCAAGCUACCCUGUAGCCCCCCUGAUCCCCAGUCCACCCCCACCUCCACCUCUUGGCACCAGCCCCUCCCUGACACCUCGAAGUCCUUCACAUUCUAGUGAUGGGCCCUUUGGCCUGCCUGGCUUGGAGCCAGAACCUGGGGGCCCACAGGCUGGAGAGCCACCCCCACCACUGACAGGGGAAAAGCCCCACAAAUGUCCUGAGUGUGGCAAGGGCUUCCGACGCAGCUCUGAUCUGGUGAAACACCAUCGUGUACACACAGGGGAAAAACCUUACCUCUGUCCUGAAUGUGGCAAGGGUUUUGCUGACAGCUCUGCCCGAGUUAAACACCUCCGUACCCACCGGGGUGAACGUACCCGGCCACCACCACCACCAUCCACCCUUCUACGGCCACAUAAUCCACCUGGCCCUGUACCCACGGUAGCCCGGCCUCGAGUCCGGGCCCAACCCUCCGGACCCAGCCAGACCCAUGUGUGUGGUUUCUGUGGGAAGGAGUUUCCCCGGAGCUCAGAUCUAGUUAAACAUAGGCGCACACAUACUGGGGAGAAACCAUACAAAUGUGCAGAGUGUGGCAAGGGUUUUGGUGAUAGCUCUGCCCGGAUCAAGCACCAGCGUGGGCAUCUGGUCUUGAGGCCCUUUGGGGUAGAGGAUGCUCUGUCCAGGCCCCUCAAGGAGGAGUCACCAGCAGAUCUGGAAUGACAGGAGUCCAGGGAGGGUAGAGGCCCAGGAUACCAAAGGGGAGGGUAUCUGUUGCUGAAGCAGAGAAGGGCCUGGGAGGUGGUGGGAGGGGGAAAAAGGCAAGAAACAGGAGAAAUAAAUGAAUAGGCAAAAUAGAGAUUGGAGACCAUAACCUUCAUGCUCAGGUAACUCCUGGCUAGGUGUUGGGACCUUGCCAGUAUGGGCUGUAUCACAGCUUUUGCAACAUUGCCUAGCACAUAGUAGGCAUUCCGUAAAUAUUUGUCAAGUUUAUAAGCUGGCCUUAGCCUGAGAACUCAGCUCUAGAAUUUUGUUGCCUCUUGUCUGUUAAGGAUUCACCUCCCCAACCUUACCCUGAGGAAAUAGGGGUUACUUGGUCUUAGAUACAGCAGUGGAACUUGUGGAAUCUUAAGAGGUCAAAAUAGUGCAGGUAUAUCUGACCACCCUCAUGGGAAAGUAGUGCUGUGUUGUAGGCGCCACCCUAACUUUGGACCACUGAACAUGGUCUUAGCCAGGAAGGGUGCUAUUGAGACACUUGCGGAAUAGACUAGAGACAACAUGAGUGCUCAGAGCAUCCAGUCUGGAUGCCAAGCCCAGGUCUUCCUGGACAUCUGCAAAGACUGGCUGGCUGGGCAAGGGCAGGACUGGAACAAGAGGACCGAGAAGUGGCACAACCACAGUUCCAUGUGUCUCCUUAUUAGUAAAUUUCCGUGUAUGAGGCUUGGACUUUGGUGUGUGUAUGUUCCAGCAAGAACUGAAGUGGGUGUAGGGGUAUAGCUAUAAGGUAGCCCUCAGCUGUGGUAAACUUGUGUGGGUCCCUUGCCUUCCUUAAAUGCAUUAAAUAAAAGAGGUUGUCUGACUUA
Molecule: messenger RNA, 3102 nt
Organism: Nannospalax galili (Upper Galilee mountains blind mole rat)
Lineage: Eukaryota; Metazoa; Chordata; Mammalia; Rodentia; Spalacidae
Gene: Znf48
Product: zinc finger protein 48
Exons: 3
Coding region: 470-2242 (590 amino acids)
Biological process (GO): regulation of transcription by RNA polymerase II
Molecular function (GO): RNA polymerase II cis-regulatory region sequence-specific DNA binding; DNA-binding transcription factor activity, RNA polymerase II-specific
Source: RefSeq, a predicted model, not a curated record